Molecule: messenger RNA, 8823 nt
Organism: Bombus pascuorum
Lineage: Eukaryota; Metazoa; Arthropoda; Insecta; Hymenoptera; Apidae
Gene: ssh
Product: protein phosphatase Slingshot
Exons: 8
Coding region: 338-3973 (1211 amino acids)
Biological process (GO): protein dephosphorylation; negative regulation of actin filament polymerization; actin cytoskeleton organization
Cellular component (GO): cytoplasm
Molecular function (GO): actin binding; protein tyrosine/serine/threonine phosphatase activity
Source: RefSeq, a predicted model, not a curated record
GCACUUCAGUUGCUUCGCGUACGUUGAACGGUGAACAUCUAUUCCGUUUUGUUCCUUCUCAGUUGCUUGAACACGUUGUUGUAUCUCAUUUUAUCGCGUGCCCUUAUCGGAUUCUGACUACGCGUAGUUCGCGCCACCGAAUUUCCAAGUGUCGCCGUUCAAAUCCCUUCUUUACCGACCGAUGGACUCGAAACGAAGGAUUUUUGGUGAUCAGUUUUCUCGCACGCGAUGGUCGAGAAUUCCGAUAAUAGUGUAAGAUGCUUCUUCUCGAAGCAUCGUUUGUGAACGGAUCCGUGAGCCAUGAAGUGAAUCGGUGUGCAGUGUCUAGAUUCGUCGAAUGAUCGAAUCUCGUGACUCGUGGAAAGAGGUUUACGAUCGCUGGCUCGUGGCAUGUGUUGACUCGAUGGUCUUCGAGAGCGUCGAGAUGCGGAACCCGGGGUUCCUCCUCGAAGACGCCAGACAUGGAUAUAUCCAGUAUAUCAGCCUGAGCGAAUGUUACUUCGCGGGCAAGGGCGCGGCCUUGGUUUUACCUCCGAACGAAAGGGCCAGACCCUCGAGAAAGGUUUCCGCAGCAGGAUGCGACAUUCAACAGCACCUGCAAUCUAUGUUUUAUCUGCUCAGACCGGAGGAAACCCUGAAAAUGGCGGUGAAACUGGAGUCAGUGCAUCCAGGAAGGACGAGAUACCUGGUCGUAGUAUCCUGCACUGGGAGGCAGGAUGCGGAGGAGAGCUGCCUUCUUGGUAUCGAUUGUCACGCUAGGGCGACCGUUGGUCUUGUACUUCGGGUUCUGGCCGACACUGCCAUUACUCUCGACGGCGACGGAGGCUUCAGCGUCAGCGUCUGUGGUUCGCAGCACAUCUUCAAGCCAGUAUCGGUACAGGCGAUGUGGUCGGCCUUGCAGACGUUGCACAAAGUGUCGAGUAAGGCACGCGAACAGAACUACUUCCUGGGUGGGCUGUCACACGACUGGGUCAGUUACUAUGAGCAACGAAUCGAGAGCGAUCGCUCGUGUCUUAACGAGUGGCAUACUAUGGACAACCUGGAAUCUCGAAGACCACCGUCGCCGGACAGCGUACGCACCAAACCCAGAGAAAGGGACGAGACUGAGCGCGUGAUCCGAUCGACGUUGAAGGAGAUCAUGAUGUCCGUGGACCUCGACGAGGUAACCUCGAAGUACAUUCGAGGUCGUCUCGAGGAAGACCUCGACAUGGAUCUCGGGGAGUUUAAGCCAUUCAUCGAUCAGGAGAUGCUCACCAUUCUGGGUCAGAUGGACGCGCCGACUGAAAUAUUUGACCACGUUUAUCUAGGAAGCGAGUGGAAUGCAAGCAACUUGGAGGAGCUCCAGAAGAAUGGUGUGAGGCAUAUCCUGAACGUAACUCGAGAGAUCGACAACUUCUUCCCCGGGAUGUUCACGUAUUUGAACGUACGCGUGUAUGACGACGAAAAGACGGAUCUGCUGAAGCACUGGGACGAUACGUUCAAAUACAUCACGAAGGCAAAGAAAGAAGGUUCGAAAGUGCUGGUGCACUGUAAAAUGGGAGUGUCAAGAUCUGCCUCGGUAGUGAUCGCGUACGCGAUGAAAGCGUAUAACUGGGACUUCUCUCAAGCCUGGAAGCACGUAAAAGAGAAACGGAACUGCAUCAAACCUAACAACAGCUUCCUGCUGCAACUGGAGACCUAUCAGGGUAUACUGGACGCGAUGAAAAACAAAGAGAAGCUUCAGAGGUCCAAGUCGGAUACGAACUUGAAGUCUCCUACGUCGACGAAAGAUCAGUCGAAGAAAGAGGAAAAGUCUGGCAACGUGGACAAUGAUUUGCAAACUGCAUCGGGCUUUGAAUUAAAAAAGACCAGCCAGAGGCCGAAAAGUUGGUCGCCGAAUGUGAAAAUUAGCGAAACCAUGUUGCCUUCUGUUCCUCUUUCGCAGUCCCUCGAAAGCAUCGAUAAAACAGGAAGCACGGAAGUGACCAGAGAAGAAUUGCUACGGUCCAGCAACCAGAAGACCAGUAUGUCGCAAGAAGCUCGAAACGUUUUGAUGCCAUGCGGCAACGGACAAUCCUACAGCGUAUCUCAAAACAAAAUCGUCCACCUACCAGGUCCCUCGCCAGACACUCCGACCGUGAAGAACCGAAUUAGCAAGUUAGAAACGCAGCAGGGUCAAAGGAGAAAGGGAUUGGUGCUGAAUCUGACGAAUCAAUUCGAAGCAGUCAGCAGCAAGCCGUCUUCUCCGAGUUCUGAUUCAGACGGCGGGAAACCGUUGCCACAGAGUCCGAUCUCUGAACUGAACGAGAAUGGACUCGGUAUGCAGAAGCCUUCGUCGGAAGCUUCGUCUACGGUGGCAGUGAAGCAAAGCGUGUGGGAUCCCGGCGAGAAACAAAGCAAGAGAACGGAACUCGGUAGUAAUAGUGAAUGUCUAGUCUGGACUGCAUCAUCGUCCGAUGCAACAUGUACUAAUUCGUGUAGUAACGCUAAGACUAACAGAGAAGUGAGUGCGGAGAGUGAGUGUAUCGCGACAACCACGACAACGACAACGACGACAGUGUAUCCUGGUACGUUAACGCGAAAGACCAAGAAGGACGGAGACCCGUUUAGUACGCACGUUGACCGAGUGUUCGAUCGCGAAGAAAGGCAAGGCGAGCCGGUUACGAGAGACUCUCCCAGCCGACAGAGCUCUUGGAGCAGUUACGACAGUGCCGUAGUCCUCGACAACAAUUCGGUGCACAGCUCCUGGGCCACGUUGCCGUCGAGGAACAGUUCUUGGGGCUCGUACGACAUGCGGCCCUCGGAUCUGCUCGGAUCCAGUGGCCUCUUUCCUUACGACAAGGAGGAGAUACCUUGGCAUCCAGGCACAGUGAAACGUACCAAGCAAAAGCUCGAGGAGAACACCAGCUCGGGGACGGUGAAACGCGUGUGCACGCAAAAUUCCGACACGGAAGAGAAAGACAGAUUACCGGUUGAGGAAGAAUCGUACAAUCCGGUACUUCUUCACCAUACCGCGUCGCCAACGCCACGAAGGAGGGAUUCCUCGCCUAGCCAGGAACACGGUUUGAAGGUAGAUCCUGCCAGAAAUUCUCCAAGUCCUGUUAGAGGAAUAGAUAUCUCUCCAGCGUCGAUUCGUCAAGUUGGAAGACUAUCGACGAGCGCUCCGGCGCCAUCUUCUCUCUCUUCGGACUCGGACUUACCCCUAUCCUUGAGAUCCUGCAGGUCAGAGAGCGAGACAUCCAGCCCGUGCGUGGUCAACACUACUCAGUGUCUUUCGGUUAAGCAACACAAGAUGGUCUUGGAGAAUCUGAGCAACAAGUCUAUAUUUAACAAACGUUGUCUAUCGGUCGACGACUCGCCGGACACCGAGUGUCCACGAAGUACCUCCGGUAUCGUAAAGAAUCUCAAGAAGGAAUUCGAGGCGAAGUCGACGAAGCCGGAAAAGAGUCCGGAGAACAGCUUCGAGAACGACUCGCCGAUCACGGUCUGUCGGCCGAAAAGGGACGUGAAGAUCAGAAGCUUGCCCUCCUCACCGGUGAUUCCCCACAACGAAUCGAAGAUUCAAGCCCCGUCCGAGAUCAAAGAGAAAGAGAAGUCGAGCGUCGACUCGAUGACGGCUUCUCAGGACAACUUGGAAGACAGGUCGGUGAGAGUUUUGGUUGGUAAGUACGAGGUGAAACCCGAGUCCAGGAAGUCCUCGGAGAUCCAGCUGCGUGUGCACAAAGACAAGGAUUGGGAGUCGAUGGACUCGCAACACAGCAACAAGUCGAAAAUUGGUGUAGAAUAUAGUAGGAGGUCUGCACCGAUCAUGAUUAACAAUCAUUCGUCUGCUCCUCUGUUCAAUGAAGCGCCGGAAGCACCUGGCAGGCCACCAGUCCCAUCGGCUGGUGUUGUGGCAGCUAGUAAGAAGCAGCAACAGCACGGCAGGACGCAUCCUCUUUCCAGGCUGCAGGUCAGGCCUAGGCACAGCAGUCCGGUUUACAACACCAUGUAAAAAAGGAAAGAAAGGGAAACGUUUACGCGUUUGGUUGUUUCUCUCUCCCAUUGAGUCGAAUCUAAACGCUCGUACCUGAAUGCAUGGGUAUGUUGCGUUGUCGUGGCCACGAUGUGAAACUGUGUGAUCUCUAUUUGAUGCCAACGAGUCGAGGAUCGUUUCUCUUCGAGCUCGACGACUAAAUCGACGGGGACACAGGAUUUUUCUAUAGAUUCGUUUCCCACCAUCUCUUCGAUGUACAAUUCUAAUCUUUGCGAGAACGUCCUAUACUAUGCUGUGCGACGAUACGACAGAGCACCCGUAUUUUUUCGAUGCUUCUUCAAACGGACACGGUGUACAAGCUUCUCGUAUCUACCUGGCAAAGCCAUGCUUUUUGUGUGUACGUGUGUGCGCGCGCGUGCGUGUGAGAGAGAGAAAGAAAGAGAGAGAGAGAGAGAGAGAGCAAAAUCAUUUGCGAUGUUUUUGUGUUCGUUAGCUUUAGUGUUAUCGUUGGAACAAAAUUUACACGGUUUGUAUUCAUUAAUUCCUGUACGAGCAAUUAUUAAUUAUUUGCGAUGUCGAAGAACAGCCCGAAUAAUAGCUUCUGGAAACUACGUUUUGUCCAAAUUUUUAGGUAGAAAUUAAUGUGAAUUAGAAAUUAAUUGUAUUUAUCACCGCCAUCCUAUUUAAACGCUACAUAUUAUGUAUUCGUCCAGCAGAGUAUGUUCGCGUGAAAUAUUUAAUAAGCAGUUUGAUAAGCAGAUACAUAGUUGAUAAGCGAAGUGAAAAUGAAAAAGGAAGAAAGACAAAAGAGAAACGACCAGUUUCUACGUUGGUACAGAUUUCAAGGGAUAUCGAAAAGAUACAAGUGCCUUGUCCUACCGUCAACGACUGUAUACAUAUAAUUGUAGAAAGGCACGUUCAAGGUCCUUCAACGUUUUAUGUUCCUUCUUCGUCAGACGUGUCCUUGGCCUGCUCUUAAUUAGUUCAAUUAUUUUUUAAGCUGGAAAUGCAACAAUUCUCGGAGGACGCGGAAAACGCUGUUAUUCCUACGACGUGUCGUCACUUAAUAGACCUAAUAAUGGGCUUGGAAUCAAACGUGAUGUGUUGUGUAUGCGGGGAUGUUGCGCAGAAGUUGGAGCCAGCGUGUUCUUGAAUCGUGACAAGAUAGCGUCGGCUCCGGUCAGGCUGUGAACGAAAGGUCCGGACCUCGCGUUAUGUACUAAAAUAUCGCACUGACUCCUCCUUCUGCUGUCUACGUUGCGAUCGCCGAGGCGUAUGCAAGAUACAGAUUCUAUACAUAUAAAGAGACACACCUCGGAACGACGACGUGUAACGUUUAAACUGUACUGUUUAGUAUUUUAGAGUGAACGAUGUGAUUAGAAUGGUGCACAGUAUGCAAGGAGAGACGAAAGUAGCAACCGCCCCCCUCCCCCCGCCCUCCACUCCCCUUUGUCCCGAGGGGAGCUGCCUCGAAUCGUUUGAGCGAUUCGAUCGGUUCUUCUUACUCUCUUUAUACUCAUGUCAGUUUGUAUAUCGUGUGUAAAGCAUCGUCGCGCGAAUCCAAUUUCUUUCUUGUACAUUUCAUUUUCGCUUUUCAGUUCGAUCGUCCUGCCUUGUUUCUCCUUCUAUUCUUCUCUUUCUGUUCCCAUUUCUCCUCUUUAUACUCUUUGCUCCAUCUCCUCUUUUUCUUCAUCCACCAGUGACGAUAAUCGUUUAUCGAAGAUUUUACCGUAAUCGCAACUUGAGAAAGUACAAUGAGAAACGCGGCUCGAUAUCAACGUUCGUCGUUCUUAUUAAACAUAUCAUCGGACCGUUUAUUCUUAUUUGCAUUCGCAAAGCCAUGUCGACCAAUUUUAUACUACUGUCCUAAUAUCGAUGAUGAUGAUGAAGAUGAAGAUGAUUGAUGAUGAUGAUGAUGAUGAUGAUGAUGAUGAUGAUGUUGAUGAAGAUGAUUGGUGAUGAUGAUCAUGAUGAUUGAUGAUGAUUAUGAUGAUGAUGGUGAUGGCAAUGAUGAUGAUGAUAGUGAUGAUGAUGGUGAUGCUGAUGAAGAUGAUUGAUGAUGAUGAUGAUGAUGAUGGUGAUGAAGAUGAAGAUGAUUGAUAAUGAUGAUAAUGAUGAUGAUGACGACGGUGGUGGUGGUGGUGGUAAUGAUAAUGAUGAUGAUGAUGAUGAAUGCGAGGCUCAUUUUUUGAUAAGAUGCACCGCGACCACUGUGUGCGUAGAAAUAUAUUUUAUUACUGAGAUAAUUUUGCGGAUAAUUUUCUCAUACGUUUGUUCUAACCACUGUUCGUUCUUCCUCGGACGAAACAGAUCCGGGGUGUGAAACGAUCCUGAGACCGAAUGCUACUGAAAAACUGUAACACAUUAAGUUAGAAUAAAAAUGUUACAUUGCCAAUGCUGUGCUUUACGACUGAUAUUCAGCACGAAACUGAUUAUUCGUUAGAUCGUUUCCUUUUUCUUUGUGGCUUCACGGUGAUAUUCUUUUCGAGCUGCGUGUACCAUCGGUGGCUCGUAUCGUUAUUUUCGAAAAUUUGAUCGAAUAUCGGUGUUGUGCGUGACGUUAAACGCUGGAACGUACCAGUCGACUUAAAAAUUAUUAUUUUCGCUAACAGGAAUUAUUUACUUGUAAAGAUAAAAGAUAGCUGUUCAACGUCUUCAGGGACAGAUAUCCCUCGAGACGUUAAAGACUAAGAGUAACGAGUAUAUUUCAAAGAAAUGACAAGAAAAGGAAGCUCUGGUGUUUCUAGCGUUAAUGUGCUAAACUAAUUUAUAUAAUUUAUACAAUUCCGAUACGGAACGAACAAAAAAUUUCUCUUCGUAAAUUAUCUUCAUGAUGAAAGAAAUAAAGAAAAUCUGCGCUGUUCGAAUUAUACUAUUUCUUAAGCGCGUAUCUAGCAUCUAAUUAUGUUGUUGUAAUUACAAACUAGAGAAAGAAAACAUCGAUUCGCUUUCGUGGCAGAGUUUAAUUUUCACGGACGAGACAUAGAGCGACCGAAGAAAGAUCGAACGAUCAACUUGGUUGCGCGUCUAUCUCGAAUAUCCGCUUGCCAGCACAGAACGCAAGUUGUGGUACGACGGAGAUGGUCCUCGUUUUCUUUGCGUGCUUUGGGUUUAUCGGGCCAAUGUCCAAGCUGUACGUACCACCUCUUAAAUUCCUGAUCAUCGCCAACGUCUGUCGAAAAAAUAAUCGUCGUCGUCAUCAUCUGCGUAACGAGUAUACUCGACGGAAGGGAUAUAGUCAGGUUAUUUAAAAACACGACGUUUUUUUUAUCCUUACGAGCAUGCGAAAGUUUCACGAUGCGUUGAUCAUAUCUUGUUCGACUUACUAAUUGUCAACUUUUUUCAGCGAAUUAUUAUGUAAUUCUAUAGGUUUGAUUUUCAUUGGAUCGAUCGAAAUCUAUUUCUAAAAUAUCGGAUGUACAGAGUGUUGGCACUUUGAUUUUAGUUGAAUUUUGGCAAAGUGAUCGUUUUUAAAAAUAAUUUUAGAUUUCAUGCGAUAUGAAGAGACCAAAACUAUUUUCAAAUUUAUACCUGUUAUCGUUUUUAUGUUACGUGUUACGUAGAUGUGUGAACGAAGUGUGUAAUAUAUGAAAGUGCCCAAUUUUCCAAAAGUCUGAAAUCCUGGUGCACAUUUAAUGUUUUAUAUACUAUCGUCUUAUUUAUUGCUGUAUACUAGAAAAUAUGGAAUAUCGACAGGAGGCUUUCGAUACUUUGAAAACUUCCGAUUCUUUCGGAACUUGCGAUUAAACUUCGAAGACUAAACAGCCUUAAGAAUCAAAGCAUGUUCGAAGUGUUCCGAUUUUAUGCCGCGUGUAUAUACACAUGCAUAUGUGUAUAUUCAGAACGCAUCGCUAUGGUUCUGAAUUUAGACGCAGAUUGAUAUUUUAAUUUACGACUUGACUAUAUCGUUUCUACCGUUUCGACUGUGCACUGCGAGCGAACGAAAUCCGUAUGAGAAAUCUGUAUUUACGGCGUGAGAUCGCAAGUCGAUCACUCUGAAGAGAUUGGUAUCCGUGCCACCGCAAGCGAUGAACAUGUUCGACACGUAUUUGCCACAGUAGAGCAGGGAAGGAUAGCUGUCGGGUUCCAAGGAAGCGAGCAACUUUCCGCUACCGUAGUCCCACAAUUGUAUGGGAUUCUCUCUUUGCCACGCGCACGACAAAAUCUGUUCGUAAUAUAGUUGUUUGUUAAUAAAAAUGAAAAAGUGAAGAGAACACCCGCAACGUCUGAUUCCUAAGCGAAAGAUUAGCAUGUGUAGCGUAUUCUAUUCUUUUAAUAAUUUCUAAAGUAUCUUCUUACACGUUACGUUUUAUUUUUCGUUCGAACACCUUUCGUUUAGGUGGUAAACCAAGAGGUUGAGAAUUACAAGCGAGAGAUUGUUGCAUGACGACGGCUUAAUCCCGGUAGGGUGAGUGUUGGGUCAAUUUGGCUCAUUCUUUUUCCAGUAUGUAUAUAGAAAUUUUGAUGUUACACGUUGAAAAAUUUGGCGAUUCUUUUGUUAAUUUAAAAGAUGCGUUCCUUUUAUCUUUUUAUGCAAAUUAUCUAUUUCUAAUUUAGCUAUCUCUCUAAACAGUAUUAAUGCAUUUUUGCUUUCUCGCGUUGUUGGAACGAUAUUCAAAUAAUUUAUGGAUAAAUAUUUCGAAUUUUUGUAUCCACUUUGACAGAAUUACGAUGUAUGAUUUUGUAAACCGGAGAAAGACUAUAGCUGCUUUUUCGACGCUAUGUUACUGCCAAACAUAAUUGCACUCUUUGUUACGUAGAACUGUGGAUUUUGGUGCGAUAAAUCAAUUUUUCUCGUUGAUGUGUACGUAAAACCAAACUAUUGUUAAAACGUGAUCGCUGACGAAUAAAUCGAACAAGAGAUUACA